AUGUCCGAUAUCUUUGCAGACUUACUGAAGAAUGAGAAAGGGUCUAGUAAACCAGAGAAUUCAAUGUCUCUCAAUGAGAGACUCAAUGCAUCUAGAUCUUCUACUCCACAAAACCAAAAUGGCCUGGAUCUUGAUUUCCUGGACAGCUAUAUGAAUGACAGUAAGCAACGACAGGCCACUAAUUCGGGAAGCUGUAACGGAGGAAGUGCUGGAGUGCAGAUGAAGGAAGACAAUGACGAUGACCUGUUUGGGUUGGGAUCAAUGAAACCUUUGGUAUCUCAAUCAAUUCCACAGCAGACUGCACCGACCAGCAAAUCGGUGUGUCCAGAAGUCGACCUUUUCGAGGACUUCUUUGGACAAACUGUCAAAAGUGAUGCGCCAAUGCCGAAGGAGCAAUCAAAAAAAAUGUCUGAUACUCCAAGGGAAACACCACAUGCUUCACCUUCACAACAAUCUUUGAGAGACUCCGCUUUGGCUGAGUUGGUGGAUAUGGGGUUCUCCCUUGAAAGGGCAAAUGCUGCUUUAGAUUCGACCAAUAGUGGUCACGAUUUGGACUCGGCUAUUAACUAUUUGAUGAAUGAAGCAAACAAUAAGAACAGAGCAACUGAUUGGUCCAAUAGCAGGCAGCCAAAUGACGAUAUAGGAGAUAUAGUCAACGAUUUAUCAUCACAGCUCAUGUCUACUGCCUCUUUUCUUUUCAACUCGGGGAAGAAAAAAUUACAGGAAGGCGUAGAGAUGUACAGGAAACAGAAAAUUCAAAGUAAUGGCGGGAAACCGUUAUGGAUGAAAAAUCAAGAGCAAUAUAGAUCGGAUCCAAGGACCGCCACAAUUGGCUUUGAAGAUGGCUUUGAAGAUGACUUUGAUGAUGAGGUUAUUAGAAAAUUAGUGAAUAAACAGAGGGAAGGAGAGCAGAAGUUGAAAAGUCAAAGAGAAACUAACAAAGUAUCUAGGGAAAAUACCUUAGCAGCUUCAUCCUUUACACAAGAUUCUGAUAUUUAUGUCUCGUCUUCACGUCACAGGCGCAAUAAGAUCCCGACAUCUACACAAACAUCAACUUCAACGCCGCCAUUGGAAGUGAAAUCGAAACAGACUGCACCAGUUUCUGAUACGCCAUCAUUGAUAGACACAUCAACUGCGCCGCAAUCGGCGUUUGAAACAUCACCUUUAAAUUCUGCACAGUCGAUGGAGUAUAUGCAUGCUAAAAAGAAAGCAGAGGAAAUGUUCAAAGCAGGAGACUAUACGUCUGCAUUGGAAUAUUAUAAUUCUGGGAGCAAUGUUAUUCCUUUGGAUCAUCCAUACCAAAUAAUCCUGCAUUCAAAUAUCGCUUUAACAUAUUCGAAACUAGGUAAUCCAAAGGAUCAACUGGCAAGUACAGAUAGAGGUCUAGAGCUAAUCAAGAAAUUGACGAAUGGCUCAAGCGUGUCAUCCCUGGCUCAGUUUAACAUUGAAAAUACAAAUUUGAGGAAAUUGUGGAUCAAAUUAAUGGUGAAACGUGCAGAAUCCCUGGAAAAUCUUGAAAAAUGGAGCGAAGCCAAGUUGGUCUAUGAAACAUUAAUAGGUCACGGUGAAGGUUCGAAGCCUGUUAUGGAUGGUAAAAAUAGAUGUAAUAAAGUUUUAAAUCCUGUUAGAUCAAGGCCCAAACCUAUAGUUCCAAAGAGUUCCAAACACACAGCUAAAGACAAUGAGAAACUAAAACGUGUCCAAGACAUGAAUAAACAAAAGGUCCAGGAAGACGAGCAGAAAUUUAAGUUGCAUGAUCAUAUCGAGGAACAGUUGAAUUCUUGGAGAGCGGGUAAUAAGGAUAAUAUUAGAGCUUUGAUUUGUAGCUUGGAUAAAAUCUUAUGGCCGGAACUUAAUUGGAAACCGGUUCAACUGACUGACCUAGUGAUGGAUAAAAAAGUUAAGAUUUUCUACAUGAAAGCAGUUGCAAAAACACAUCCUGAUAAGGUUCCUUCAACUGAAACCAUUGAGCAUAAAAUGAUGGCAAAUGGAGUGUUUAUCACGUUAAAUGAAGCAUGGGAAAUCUUCAAGGCCGAGAAAGGAAUGUAG
This is a messenger RNA of Pichia kudriavzevii, 2049 nucleotides long. RefSeq lists its product as uncharacterized. NCBI's taxonomy places the organism in Eukaryota, Fungi, Ascomycota, Pichiomycetes, Pichiales, Pichiaceae. Gene Ontology annotation, cellular component: intracellular membrane-bounded organelle; vesicle; cytoplasm. Gene Ontology annotation, molecular function: clathrin binding. Gene Ontology annotation, biological process: clathrin-dependent endocytosis; clathrin coat disassembly. The record is from RefSeq and is a predicted model, not a curated record. The coding region runs from base 1 to 2049 and encodes 682 amino acids. The transcript has a single exon.